Messenger RNA from Mycena citricolor, 632 nucleotides. The record is from the annotation of a GenBank genome assembly. NCBI's taxonomy places the organism in Eukaryota, Fungi, Basidiomycota, Agaricomycetes, Agaricales, Mycenaceae.
CACGAUCGUAUGAUGCCAUACACCCGCAAACUGCACGGAAACCCUGAGUCCCUGAACUUGAUCAUGGCUACUACAACGGUUCUUCAGCCCACUCCAUCAAUAAUCGCCGAGUCUUCUGGAGCCCAGAAGUACCGCGGGCUGUUGUUGAGCGAGACGAUAUCACGGGCCAUUGCACAAGCUUACGAACGAGACUUCUCGCAUAUUCCUGUGCUCGACCGGCUAAGGAAACCCCUCGGCUACAUUGAAGUCGCGACUCUGAAGUCCAAGUGGGAAGCGGGGCAGGCUGAUGCUAGUGACACAGUACUCAAUUAUAUGACAAAAUUCAAGCGAACCGCUGCUCAACCGUACACCGUGAUCACACCCUACACACCAUUAAGCGAGCUGGAAGAGUUCUUGGGGCGGAACAUCUUCGCCAUCGUCACGGAUCCUGGUCGCAAGUUUGUUGUGGCCCUGGCCACCUUGCACGACCUAGAGACUUUCGUAUCUCGGCGCGGAUUCUGACUGACUCUUCGGUUCGUGUAUGGCUGCAUGUAACGCCUCAUAUCAAUCGAACGUUGCUCGUCAAAUGCCUCUUGCCCUUGGCUCUCGAUCUCAUUGGCGGCCUCUUUCGUUCUUUCCUGCGCCAGGCGCCA